Alternaria burnsii is the source of this 6009-nucleotide messenger RNA. Its product is annotated as epidermal growth factor-like type 3. Gene Ontology annotation, biological process: N-terminal peptidyl-glycine N-myristoylation. Gene Ontology annotation, cellular component: cytoplasm. The record is from RefSeq and is a predicted model, not a curated record. Lineage: Eukaryota; Fungi; Ascomycota; Dothideomycetes; Pleosporales; Pleosporaceae. The transcript is spliced from 5 exons. Bases 1 to 6009 code for a protein of 2002 amino acids. Gene Ontology annotation, molecular function: glycylpeptide N-tetradecanoyltransferase activity.
AUGAGUUACGACCAGAGACUGGGCGCCGGAGUAUACGGUGCAACAGAUGCGAGCAACGAUGGAGACGCGAAGAAGGGCUCAGUACGGGCGGCCCGUGAGAGGAUGCAGGCUGCACAGAAGAAGACCCAGCUCCCAGACACAUCGAAGAUAAUAGGUCUUCCUCGACGACCGAACCAACUUGUUUCGCAGCGGUCUCAAGAGCAAGUCGAGAAACCACAAAGACUUGCGCCCUCGGGAAGCAGAGAUGAUGUUGAGGCAGACUCGCCGUCACCACAAUGGCCACUGCCGAACAUCACCAAGGAAUUGGUAGACUCCAGUCCUGAUAUCCCACCGCGCUCUCCAAAAAGACUACAACCACCGCCACAGUUUGCACGACCUGUGUCCGACGAGUUUCCCAUCCAACAGCUGUCCCCUGAACUCCCUUCACCAGCCUCCCCGGGAUACCUACAUCCCAAUGGCGAUACCUUCUCUCCUGGCUCUUUCCAUUCCUCGCGCCCAAUAACUACUUCAUCUAUAGCCUCGGACUCUUCAAUAGGAUCCAUACCCGACUUUCCUGUGCCUCAACCACCUAUGCCAAGUAUACAACAAGCCCGACGAUUUCCGAGUCUAGGCCCGCCGCCUUCCUCCCGAAGAGGUCCGUCGUCGUACUAUACACAGAUGUCGUAUGUAUCACCCAUCGUUGAGGAGUCGGAGAACAACUCUUCGAGAAUACAAUCACAACGUGGAUCCUUUGCCUCUAGCAACGUGUUUCCCACAGACGACAAGGCCUUUUACCCUGAUGACGACCUAUACUCGGACGAUGGUGAGACUAUCACCAGCGAUCGCGGCACCAUCUCACCGACUCCGACCGAUCACGACGACCGAAGCGGCCUCGUUCAGCAAUCACCGGCACUCGUAAGGCAAGCGAGCUUGGGCAGGCGGACUAAGCCAUCGCUGAUGACCAUCAAGUCAAUUGACAGCUUUGGAAACAAGAAGAACGGAGCGGAUGCAAAGAAAGAUGGCGUUGGUAUCGGUUUAGGGGCCAUGGGGCUAGGAGCUGCAGCUCUCGCAAGGGAUGGUAGUCCGUCAGGCAUGCCGAGGUCACCUCUCAGCAGAGGCGUCUCUGCAGACUCUGUGGACACUAUGGAGAUGUUCAAAGGCAAAAACUACACAGGAACAGCGUCACCACUCCAACAGGAAUUACGUCCGACUGGACUAGCCGAGCGUGCUGGUAUGCGAAGGCCUGCAAGGCUCGAUAUGGAUGCGGUCCGGGACGCCGAGGCGCGCGGUAGCUUGACAAGCUUGCCAGAUCUCAUCCGAAGAGCCACACGACUAGCAGCAAAUCUCGAUCGGGGACGCACAGCGAGUCGACUUGGUCUAGACUUCUGGGAAACCGGCGCUCCCGAUAGGAACCAAGUCCGACAAUCCGGAUUGUCUGAGAUGCUUGCUGCAUUUCCGCCGCCUGGCCAAGAAACACCCAACCGUUCGGGCCGUGGUACUCCAAACUUUGGGAACGGCAGUCUAUCCAAAUGGCCAUCAGGUGGCUAUUCGCGCAAUGGUGUCACAGACUCUGGAUUGAGUAACGAAAAACAAAAGCCUCGCCGACGAUGCUGUGGUAUGCCGUUAUGGACAUUCAUUACGCUCCUGAUAGUCUUACUGGUUAUCAUCGCUGCUGCAGUCGUCAUCCCAGUAGUCCUAGUCGUCAUACCAAACAUGAACAAAGGAGUCAACAACACUCCUGCCGCUCAAGAAACCCAAGGCCCCAACACCGGAGGCAACAACAACAUGAGCAACACCAACUCUCCUGCUCAACCACUUCCCACGUCUGGUCCGGGCCAAGGCAACGAGCAAUGCAACGGUCUCAUCACCUGUCAGAAUGGCGGUAUCGCGAUCCUGAAUUCUGACCGAUCAUGCAAUUGCGUAUGCAUCAAUGGCUUCACGGGAAGUACAUGCACGAACGAUGAUGCGACCGGGUGCACCACAACUAACCUUGCCGGCACUGCUAACAACGCGACCAUGGGCUCCGGCAUUCCUCGCCUUCUUGAGGCCACCGCUCCCAAGUUCAAUAUCCCUUUGGACGGCACACGCGUGCUGGCGCUGUUCUCUCAACUGUCUCUGAGUUGCGCUGCCGAAAAUGCCCUCAUCACAUUCAAUGGGCUUGCCUCUCGUUCUGUUCCGCAUCGUCUCCACUCGAUGGAUCUGAAGUCUACGCUCCACCCGUCACGUACAUUACCAGUACUUCACCAUCCCCAUCCUGCGCAAGCUCCUGGUCAACAAGCCAAGCGCCAGACCGUGGGCCAGGUUAGCCAAGCUGGGGCUUCGAGUGACGAGAGCACAUCCAAAGCUGAAACCAUCAUAACACAACCUAUCUCAAGCAACAUCAGUGCUCUCGACUUUGCUCGUGUAGCUGUACUCCUUGCGCUCCAGGAAAGCAAGGACCUGGACGUUGCCGCGAACGCACAGGAGUCAAUUCAAACACUGCUCACAAACGAUCGCAACGGGAAUGCAGACGGUGGUAGUGUUGAUGUUGGUCCUUUCGAUUUGGACCUUGUCAACUUCACGAUCAAGUUUCAGAACGGCACCACGAUACUCUUACCCGCCUUGUUCGGUGUGGUUCCGUGGUUCAAAUCCACGGUUCCUACCUCCAACAUCGAGGCUGUCGUCGUCACUCAUCUAGUGCUCGAAGCGCCUUUCAUCUUGCCAACUGUCACUGUCACCGAGACAGUCGGUAUCCCCGCCACUGCCAUCACUCACGCUAUUCCCACUAUCUCCUCCACUCCCGUCCCUAAGUCUAGUCGUCCUAGGCUCAAUCCCUACAAGUCCUCCUCGCCUGACCACAGUGAGUCCCGCUACAGCGCUCAGAAUCGCGUGUCCACUGCGCACGCGAUGGUAGUACCCCAUUACUCCAAGCUUGACUUCGUUGUAUUCCUCGCCACCAUCUUUGCUGUCACCAUCAUGGCUUGGUGGGCCACUGUCUUCGCCAUGGGCAAAGGCCGCGCCAUGCGGAGCCUCGGCCAGGUCCUCCCAGUUAUUAAUGCUUCCUUCCAGCACACUGGAUGCCGCAUUGGAUAUGCAGGUUUGCUCCUGGGUUGGUUUUGUUUGCUCACCGACUACUGGUUCAGAUGGUCAGAAGGAUACAUCGUAUGGCCAAGAAUCUUCAGUACCUUCCUGUCGUACCCACUUAUUCUCAUCGUUCACACGCAACUACCACCCGUUAAGAGCAUCCCUCUCCUUUGUUGGAGGUUUGUCAAGACGGUCGUGAAUGGUGUAGGACAGUGGUUCACUAGACAAGCACACGACUGGUACGAAGGCCGAACAAGCAAGCGUCACAUCGACAAGAUAUUUGAACGACAUAUAUCCGUAAUCACCAUCGGAGAAUGUCUUUUCCCGGACCUUUACGAUACUUACCCAAACCCGGUGACCUGGUCCCAGAUAUUCAAGGCCAUCGGGACAGACCUCCUAUUCUUCUUUUGGAACUUGAUCAUUGUCGUGAUCAAGCUCCGUAUCCGAUCAUGGAAGCAAAUCAUACCACACACGCUGGACGCUUUGCGAGUCACGGCGCAAGUUUGUUUCGGCCUUGAAAAUGAAGAUGUCUCUUGGAAAAUCUGGAAAGCAGGCUAUGUGACCUUUUUGAAGGGCGUUUGUACCAUCUGCUCCGUGGCCUUGGAGCUUCUCAAGACAUUUCUCGGUAUGGUUUGGGUCGUGCUCGCAAUGGGCAAAGCCGCCCUCAAUCGUUCUUGCCUCCGUUAUUUGAACACACCACUACCUGACGAUUUGACGAAAGACGAGGCGGAGGCCUAUGGAAACAAAGUCCACGAGGCUUAUUGCAAAACAGCGACCUACGACUGGACCCAGACCGCUAUGCUGCUUCUUGCAUAUCAAGCAGCCUUGGAAGACAAAGAUGCGUCACGCUCACAUACCGAAGACGUCAUCGCAUUCUACAGCGCCGUCAGCCAAACCAUCCGGAGCCCAGAGUUUCUUCAGGUCCUCGAUCGAGGUAACAUGACUGUUUACAAGGAUUACCGCAGUUCCCUCAGCAUCCUCGCCAAGUGCGCCCAGGUCAACGUCCGCACUUUGGAUAUAUGGGGACCCAAGGUUGAUGAUGUCGCCGCGGCUAUGGAAGCCAAGUUUGUUCCUUUCGAACGGGACGAGAUCGUCAAGUUCGUCGCUGGAAUGCAGUUUGGUUGUGGUGAUGAUGAGGGUGCAGGGCAAGUGCGACGCGACAGCCCCUCCAUGUGCCCCACUCAAGCAGCUCGCAGUGCUCUCAAUUACCUGUUCCUGAGCUGGCAGUCAACACUCAACAGCCACACCUCGCCGCAUAACCGCCGACACCACCUAUACCUCUCCACUAUGCCUCAGGAAAACUCAAAGGUGUCAGACCCGGACGCGACGUCGCAAGCGGCCGCCGAGGUUGUCGCCGAAUCGAGCAAGCAGGCAGAAGCGGAAUCGGCAGACGAGAGCGGCGAUGACGCGACCGAGACAGUAGAAGGCGCAGAGGGGGCGUCAGAAAAGAAGAAGAAGAGCAGGAAGCGCAAGAUGAAGGAUGCCAUCAGCGGCAAGGGCAAGGCCGGCGACGUCACAGACUUGAAUGCGCCCGCAGGAAACGUCCUACCAAAGGAAGCGCUGAACAUGUUGCUCGCCAACAAUCCCGGCCUGGCGAACGAGUUGCAGGGCAAGGCAAACAGCAAGGAGGAACUGGCGCAAUUGAUCAAGAAGCUCAACAUCAACGAGAUGCUGACAGGUCUGGCGCCACAAGGCAGCCAAAAGGACAUGGCCAGUCACGCCUUCUGGAAGACGCAGCCCGUGCCCAGCUUCGAGGAGAUGGCCAACAAGGAAAAGAUCAAGGACGGACCCAUCAAGGAGAUCAAGAUCGACGAGGUGGACAAGAACCCAAGUCCCAUGUACCCCGGUUUUGAGUGGGUGACGAUGGACCUGGAAGACGAAAAGCAGCUCGAGGAGGUCUAUGAGCUACUCACAAACCACUACGUUGAAGACAAGGACGCGACCUUCCGAUUCAAAUACUCGCCAUCAUUCUUGAACUGGGCCCUGAAAGCACCAGGCUGGAAGAAGGAAUGGCACGUCGGUGUCCGCGCAACCGCCUCAGGCAAGCUCGUCGCAUUCAUCUCCGGUAUCCCAAUACAGAUGCGAGUACGCGACAAAGUUCUCAACUGCUCUGAAGUCAACUUCCUCUGUGUCCACAAGAAGCUCCGCUCUAAGCGAUUAGCACCCGUCCUCAUCAAGGAGAUCACCCGCCGCUGUUACGUCGAGGGCACAUUCCAAGCGGUAUAUACCGUUGGGUCUCUGCUACCUACUCCCGUAUCGACAGCUCGCUACUUCCACCGCGCCAUCGACUGGGAGAAGCUAUAUGAUGUCGGUUUCUCCCCUCUCCCCCAUGGUAGCACCAAGACACGUCAAAUUGUACGAUACAAGCUCCCAGAUACCACAGCUACCCCUGGACUCCGCGAGAUGGAGGCCAAGGAUGUGGACGCAGCUGUCGAUCUUCUUAAGCGAUACCUAGCGCGCAUGGAUAUGGCACAAGUCUUCAACAAGACCGAGUUCGAGCACUGGAUGGCGCCAAAGGAGAAGCCCAAGGAACAGGUUGUAUGGAGCUAUGUUGUCGAGGAUCCCGACACUCAUAAGAUCACCGACUACUUCUCUUUCUACAACCUGGAGAGUACGGUCAUCGGUAACAAGAAGCACAACACCAUCAAGGCAGCGUACUUGUUCUACUAUGGCACAGAAGUCGCGUUUGAGAAGGAGGACAAGGACAAGACGAAGCUCAAGCAGCGACUGAACCUGUUGAUGAAGGACGCGUUGAUCUUGGCCAAGAAGGCCGACUUUGACGUCUUCAACGCUCUCACACUCCUUGACAACCCGCUGUUCCUCGAGGAACAACGCUUCGGCGCCGGAGACGGCUCGCUGCACUACUAUCUGUACAACUACCGUGCUGCGCCGAUACCGGGUGGCAUUGAUGGCCGGAACCAGUCAAGCAAGGACCACAUGGGUGGUAUUGGCUUGGUCAUGUUGUAA